Physella acuta is the source of this 2907-nucleotide messenger RNA. RefSeq names its product E3 ubiquitin-protein ligase RNF216. Gene Ontology annotation, molecular function: zinc ion binding. NCBI's taxonomy places the organism in Eukaryota, Metazoa, Mollusca, Gastropoda, Physidae. The record is from RefSeq and is a predicted model, not a curated record.
GUCUUCAUUCUGUGUUGUGUAUCAGCUAACUGUGCUAACACCAUGAGAUGUAUGCGCACAAUUAACUUAAGAACGUUUAGUGAAAUGUUUGAACGCUUGGGCAUGACAGAAAGCAAGAGACCUUCAUCCUCUGAUGGAUGUGACGUUGUGAAGAAAAAACCCAAACUUCUGACUUUUGAUAAUGAAAUAGACAAUGGGUCACCACUUUUGUCAGAAGAAAAGGGACCUAGAACUAAAGCCCAAACUGCUUUGUUACGUGAGCUGCAGCCAGGUGCUGACCAAUUAGUCAGGUCACAUGAUGUCAGGCAGCCAACCACAUCUAGCGCAUGCUCCAGUUCCCUAAAACAAUCCACUACAUCAGUUCCAAUGGCCGUCCCUUCAACAACUACAACUGUAGAUCCAAGGAAGGAAGGUUCUAGAGAUGGGUUGGUCAAACAGACAAGUUCCACAUCCAGCCAUCAAGAUCCAUCAGCCAAAGAUGGGAGUCUAGACAGAAUCCGACCGAAGACCGUUGAACUAACGGCUACCAUCCAUUUCUCCAGGGAAUCCUUUGUUGAAGAUCUCCAUCAGGAUGUGGCGACCUUGAAAAAUCUGUUCCCAGACUGUGACUCCCAAUAUUUAUAUCAACAACUGAGUUCAAUGAAGCCAGAAGGGCGGGUCGACCUAUUGGCCUCUGAUAUGCUUGAAAACAAAAAUUAUCCGCUAGCUGUGAAGUCAAAAAUGUCCGAACAAAUUCCUGAUGUGACAGUAGAGGAAUUCUCAAAAAAAUUUCCGGAGCCUGUGAAAAUGUUCUCUGCGGUAAAUACAGAUUUGUCCCCACUCUACAGGCAACAUGUCACAGCUUACCUGAACAAUAAGUUCAGAAAGGUCAAGGCAUCCAAUCUAAUCCAAGCAUUAGAAACUCACAAAUUUCACCUCUACCCCACAGUUCAAAGUUUACGUCAACUCACCACAAAGCAAGGAGCAACUAAUGCAAUAAGAAAAAGAAAGAAAAGAAAAUGGCAUGAAAUACCAAAGGACAGAGAUGAAAGAUUCUCCAUGGAGAAGUGGUUUAUUGAAAAUGAACAGAUGGUGUUAGCUUACCAGCAGAGGAAAGAGGAAGAAAAGAAAGCCAUGCUACGGAAGGCGCAGCAGAGCGGACAGAGCUACGAGUGCUGUUGCUGUUUAAACGAGUGCCUGUUUGAAGAGAUGACCAGUUGUCCUGACGCCCACAUCUUCUGUAGGGAGUGUCUGGUCAGCUACGUGCAGACUGCCUUCAGCAACAUGAAGACAAGGUUCCCAUGUCUGACAGGCUACUGUGACCAAGAUGUGGCACUGACCACCCUACAGACCGUCCUACCCAGCAACUUGUUCUCAAAGAUAGUUCGCAGGAUCCAGGAGGAGGAAGUCCUACAUGCUAAACUCCCAGACCUGGUUGUCUGCCCAUUUUGUCCUUACGCCACAAUCAUGCCAGACCACGACGACAAGGUGUUAAAAUGUCUGAAUCCAGAUUGUCUGAGAGAGUCUUGUAGGCUGUGUAAAGAGCCAAGCCACAUCCCACUGCGAUGUGACGAAGUAGAGAAGCGUCACGACGUCCAGAUGAGAACGUUCAUAGAGAACAGCAUAGCCGAGGCUGUCAUGCGCACAUGUCAUGUCUGUGGCAAACGUUUUGUCAAGGACGCUGGUUGUAACAAGAUGACAUGUGCCUGUGGGGCCACCAGCUGUUACGUCUGCAAGCAAAAUGACAUCGACUACGACCAUUUCAAGGACAAUGAGAACUGUGUAGAAAGGAAAGCUGCAAAGAUCCACUUCCAGGAUGUGGCACAAGCUGCCACUGCAGCCAAAGAAAAAUAUUUGAAGGAUCACCCUGAGGCGGCAAACAUCACCCAUCAUGUUGAUGUGCGGAAAAUGAUUGAGGAUUGUAAAGCUGAUUUCUUCAAGAAAAACAAGUGAUGUGAAAAUGAUUGAGGAGUGUAAAACUGAUUUCUUCAAGAAAAACAAGUGAUGUGAAAAUGAUUGAGGAUUGUAAAGCUGAUUUCUUCAAGAAAAACAAGUGAUGUGAAAAUGAUUGAGGAAUGUAAAGCUGAUUUCUUCAAGAAAAACAAGUGAUGUGAAAAUGAUUGAGGAUUGUAAAGCUGAUUUCUUCAAGAAAAACAAGUGAUGUGAAAAUGAUUGAGGAAUGUAAAGCUGAUUUCUUCAAGAAAAACAAGUGAUGUGGUUUGUACUGAUCUGGAAUAUGUCAGACUUAUUUCCCCAAAGUUGACAUCUGUCAUUCUCAUGUUCUUUUUGACAUUUUUGUCCCAAGUUUUUCUUGAUCCUAUUGGUUCUCUUCAUCCUGUAGAUGUUCUUGUCCUGUAGAUGUUCUUGUCCUGUAGAUGUUCUUGGUACUGUAGAUGUUCUUGGUACUGUAGAUGUUCUUGUCCUGUAGAUGUUCUUGUCCUGUAGAUGUUCUUGUCCUGUAGAUGUUCUUGUCCUGUAGAUGUUCUAGGUCCUAAAUUUGUUCUUAGUCCUAGAUAUGAAUUCCUGACAUUUUAGUUACAGAUGUAAUAGAUAUGUGAAUACUCGACAUUAUAGUUACAGAUGUAAUAGAUAUGUGAAUUCCUGAUCUUAUAGUUACACAUGUUAUAGAUAUGUGAAUAUGUGAUAUGUGAAUACUUGACAUUAUAGUUACACAUGUAAUAGAUAUGUGAAUACUUGACAUUAUAAUUAGAAAUGCUGAUAGGAUCCCAUUAUACAAUGUGUCCACAUCUCUAAAUUUAUUGAUGACUGCAGUCAUACUGAUGACAUCAGUCAUAUUGAUGACUGCAGUCAUACCCCCACAUUAUCUUUUCCAAUCUACCCCCUACACCCAAGUCAAGCGUCACACAAUACAAAUUCUAUUUGGCACUCAAGUUCUAGCAUACCACCCACACACCUCACACCCACACA